Drosophila montana is the source of this 2210-nucleotide messenger RNA. RefSeq names its product Ectoderm-expressed 3 (gene Ect3). The coding region runs from base 211 to 2133 and encodes 640 amino acids. Gene Ontology annotation, cellular component: vacuole. Lineage: Eukaryota; Metazoa; Arthropoda; Insecta; Diptera; Drosophilidae. Gene Ontology annotation, biological process: carbohydrate metabolic process. The transcript is spliced from 5 exons. Gene Ontology annotation, molecular function: beta-galactosidase activity. The record is from RefSeq and is a predicted model, not a curated record.
UUUGAAGCGAGACGCACGGCUUGCUCCAGCUGUGAAUUAACUAAAUGAAACGUGCACAGUGUUCAUAAGAGAUAAUUACAUAUUUACAAAUGUACAUACGGAUCUAGAUCCAUUAGCUGUGUAUAUAUAAUUAUCCUAGACCAAAAAUCGUGACUGACAAGCAGAUAAAGGCGUUCCACGCUGAGGACCAGCAGAAUUCGCCUGGUCAGAAUGAAUUUCUACUAUGGUUUAGUGAUCAUAUUGGCAUUGGUUUCAAUUGCUGAAAUCGGCAGCAGCAGUCGCACCUUCAUUGUGGACUAUGAGAAUGAUCGGUUUCUAAAGGAUGGACAGCCAUUUCGCUUCAUAUCCGGCUCCUUUCACUAUUUUCGGGCUCAUCCUGAUACCUGGUCGAGGCACUUGAGAACAAUGCGUGCCGCUGGUCUCAACGCAGUUACUACAUACGUAGAAUGGUCACUACACAAUCCGCGCGACGGCGUCUACGUUUGGAAUGGCAUUGCAGACUUGGAACGCUUUAUACGUCUGGCUGUCGACGAGGACUUGUUGGUGAUACUGCGUCCAGGUCCCUAUAUUUGUGCUGAGCGCGAUAUGGGCGGCUUUCCAUACUGGCUUCUGAACAAGUUUCCUGGCAUACAACUGCGCACAGCCGACAUUAACUACCUUAGUGAGGUGCGCAUAUGGUAUGCCCAGCUAAUGGCACGCGUUGUGCCUUAUCUUUAUGGCAACGGUGGACCCAUUAUCAUGGUUCAGGUCGAGAACGAGUAUGGUUCGUACUUUGCUUGCGACCUAAAUUAUCGCAGCUGGUUGCGCGACGAGACCCAGAGCCAUGUUAAGGAUAAUGCCGUGCUGUUUACCAACGAUGGACCCACCGUGCUGCGUUGCGGCAAGAUUCAGAAUGUUUUGGCUACGAUGGAUUUUGGAGCCACGACAAAUCUCAAGGACAUCUGGAGCAAACUGCGACAGUACGAGCCUAAAGGUCCACUAGUAAAUGCCGAGUACUAUCCCGGCUGGCUGACACACUGGACAGAGCCUAUGGCCAAUGUGAGCACUGAGGCAAUAACGGGAACAUUCAUUAAUAUGCUAGAGAGUGGCGCCAGUGUGAAUUUCUACAUGUUUUAUGGUGGUACCAAUUUUGGUUUUACGGCAGGCGCCAAUGACAACGGACCUGGUAACUAUAUAGCAGACAUAACCAGCUAUGAUUACGACGCGCCCAUGACAGAAGCGGGUGAUCCCACGCCCAAGUACAUGGCACUACGCCACAUUAUUGGCAGGUAUUUACCACUGCCGGAUGUGCCAGUGCCGCAGCCGGUGCCAAAACGGGCCUACGGCAUUGUCAGGCUGCUCAGCUGCUGUACGCUGUUCUCCAGAGAGGGUCGAGAAAAACUCAGUACGGGCGUUGUGCGCUCUACGAACCCAAAAACGUUUGAGGCCCUGAACCAAUACUCUGGCCUGGUACUGUAUGAAUCUUGGUUGCCCGCGCAGUUUAAACGGGAUCCGAGUGUGUUGCAUGUGCGCGGCCUGGCGGACCGUGGCUACGUCUAUGUGGACAAUGAAUUUGUGGGCAUACUGGCGCGAGAGACGCCCAUUUUUGAUUUGCCACUAAGUGCUAGCUCGGGUAGGCACUUACAGAUUCUGGUAGAGAAUCAGGGACGCCUUAACUAUGGAAGGCAGCUAAAUGACUUCAAGGGCCUCACGAAGGAUGUGCGCCUGGACAAGCAGAUAUUGACCAGCUGGAACAUGACUAAGUAUCCGCUGGAAUCGUACGAAAACCUAGAAGCUCUCAUAACCCAGUCGACUGAAGCGGCAAAAGUUGGCUUUCAAGAGAUCAGAAAACUGAAGACGAUACUACGCAAUGGACCAGCUAUCUACUACGGCAGGUUAACCAUCGACAGCGCCGAUCAGCUGGCGGACACAUACCUGGAUAUGUCCGGCUGGGGAAAAGGUAUUGUCUUUCUGAACGGCGAGAAUCUGGGCCGCUACUGGCCUCUGGUUGGCCCGCAAAUAACACUAUAUGUGCCCGCCGCAGUACUAAAAGUGGGCGGGAACCGUUUGAUCCUGGUGGAAUACCAACAGACGCCCACUAAUAUGGAGCUGCAGUUUCGCGAUACGCCCAUUUUGAAUAGCAGAGUAAAUUAGCUUAUACAACAAUAGUACAUAAUGAUAUAUGACAUAUGUAAAUUUUUCAAAAUAAUUUUUUUUGUAAGGCAUAAAAA